GCUAUAAAAAAUGGGUUAGCAAAACGCCGACGUCUUUUUGAAGAAAAGUAAGAAGCGUUGUUGGUGAUGGCGGAAAUGAACGUGAGCUGGAGCGUGCCGGGGCUCCAGCUGUUCAACUGCACACAAGCCGAAUGCGGGGCGACGUUUACGCGCCAGUGGAGGCUGAGAGAACACGAGAAGGCGCAUAUCGAAGCGCGCCCGUUUAAAUGCAGGUUUGUUAACUGCGGUCGUCGCUUCACCCGGAAAGCCCACCUGAGGCGCCACGCUGUGCAGCACACCGGCGUCAAGGCAUUCAUAUGCUCCUUCCAAUGUUGCCCAAAAAGUUUCUUCAACGCACACUGUCGGGAGAAGCACGUGCAGCAUGCUCACGGGAAGGGCCGGUGGUUCAAGUGUAGUAAACCAAACUGUUCCUUGACCUUCAAGAAACGUAGACUCCUGAAACUGCACAUGAAGGAGCAUGGCGUAACUGCUAACUUCAGAUGUUCAAAGGAUGGUUGCGGUGCCAUGUUUGACUCCCACAUUGCCCGAAAAGCCCAUGAGAAAAAGCAUGCAGGGUAUCGCUGUCAAAAGGCCAACUGCAAUUUUAUUGAAUAUACCUGGGGGAAACUUCAAAAACACAUGGCAAAACACCCAGUAACCUUCACCUGUAGAGCAUGCCAGAAGGUAUUCAAGAAAGCGGGUUCUUUGAGCAGACACGAGCGGGCCCACACCUCACAUAAACCAGUGCUGGUCUGCCCCAAGUCUGGCUGCUCUGCUUUCUUCUCAACGACGUUCAAUCUGGAGCACCACAUCCACAAGGUGCACCUGGAGCACCUCAAAUACAGCUGCUUGUUCCCUGACUGCCCACGCAUGUUUGCUAUGCGGGAGAGUAUGACUAGACACCUUCGUCAUCAUGACCCAAUCACCCCAGCUUUGCAGAAGCGCCUGCAGUCCAAGUUAUUGCAGAAACGUGUGAGUGGGCGUCGCACGCCGCUAGUGGAGGAAGACUUGCGUCGCCUCUUUGACCUGCGCAUGCGCAUCCACCGACGUGCCAAAGUGGAGGCCAACCUCUUAAGCCUCUUCAAUGAGCGCAAGUUGACGCGCAACGUUGACCCGGAAGUGAACCUGCGUAACCUGUUUAGCAUCAAACCCACCUUGCCCUGUAAACCUUCCGCUUAAAAAAAACGUGGACAUGAAUAAUUUUUUUUUGUUGCAAAUCUUAGUUCGAAUCGAUUAUUCCAAGCUUUUGGAAUCGUUCCCUGUAAUUUGAGGAUAUCUGACAUUUUUUUGUCCUGAAAUGGCUGUAGCCAUUAACAUGACUGAACAUGUUGGUGUUAAUGUAAUUCAAUA
Lampris incognitus (smalleye Pacific opah) is the source of this 1329-nucleotide messenger RNA. It is a transcript of the gene 42sp43, whose product is annotated as P43 5S RNA-binding protein. NCBI's taxonomy places the organism in Eukaryota, Metazoa, Chordata, Actinopteri, Lampriformes, Lampridae. The record is from RefSeq and is a predicted model, not a curated record. The transcript is spliced from 9 exons. Gene Ontology annotation, cellular component: nucleus. Bases 67 to 1158 code for a protein of 363 amino acids.